AAAGCCUAUAGGUAUACCUGUCAAUCAUAUAUUAAGAACAAUUACUUUUUAUUUUCUAGCAAAUCGAAGUCUGCCAAGACGACCAGGAGUCCAAAAACACUAAAAAAGAAACCUUCUUCCAAAUGCAACAAGAUGGAGGAGAACAUCCUCAGCCGUGCAGCCAUGGAGAACCUCUACUACAUGUCCCACAAUGCACCAGACUGUCUGGAGUGCAGAGGGUUUGGGUGGCCAAAUUCCCAAAAGAAGGGAACAAAACAGAAGAGAAGACAGAUAAGAUCUGCCAAACAUUAAAGGGUUAUAGCGCCAUCUGUUGAAAGAGCAUUUUUAGUGCAAGAGUUGAUGCUCAAAGGAAUGAGAUGAUGUUUUAAUGUCAUUUUCUGUAACUUUAUUGUAGGCUUGAGGAAUGAGAACAAUGUUUGUGAAGGUGUAGCAAAAUGUUUGGCAGUUACUAAAAAUUCAGACUGUAGUUAAAUUAUGUUGUACAUCUCAAUGCACUUUAAACAUUAUCAUCACACUGCAUUAUACAAAAAAAAA
This is a messenger RNA of Poecilia latipinna (sailfin molly), 534 nucleotides long. RefSeq names its product small lysine rich protein 1 (gene smkr1). The transcript has a single exon. The record is from RefSeq and is a predicted model, not a curated record. The annotation marks the transcript as partial. NCBI's taxonomy places the organism in Eukaryota, Metazoa, Chordata, Actinopteri, Cyprinodontiformes, Poeciliidae.